This is a messenger RNA of Larimichthys crocea (large yellow croaker), 1528 nucleotides long. It is a transcript of the gene sdr39u1, whose product is annotated as short chain dehydrogenase/reductase family 39U, member 1. The record is from RefSeq and is a predicted model, not a curated record. NCBI's taxonomy places the organism in Eukaryota, Metazoa, Chordata, Actinopteri, Sciaenidae. The transcript has 6 exons. The coding region runs from base 126 to 1034 and encodes 302 amino acids.
UCAGCUACGGAAAGCCGUAUUGGUCCAAAAAAAUCGCUGCAAACAAACUCACAAACAGAGUCGCUACGGCCACGAGAAAACGGUGUAACGGCUGUUAACGGUCAUUUAACGGCUAUUUAACGGACAUGAGAGUUUUAGUCGGAGGAGGAUCUGGCUUUGUGGGCCGUGAGCUGACCCGCCUGCUCACAAACAAAGGUCAUGAGGUCACGGUGAUAUCUCGACAGCCGGGCCCAGGAAAGAUAACAUGGGGUGAGUUGGAGUCCAGUGGCCUCCCAGCAUGUGAAGGCGCUGUCAACUUGGCUGGAGAGAAUCUGAUGAACCCGUUACGAUGGUGGAAUGAAAGCUACAAAAAGGAUUUGUUCUCCAGUCGUAUCGACACUACAAAAACUCUGGCUCGAGCCAUCGCUGCUUCACCCAGUCCUCCUCGCUCCUGGGUCCUGGUAUCAGGUGUAGCUUGUUACAAGCCCAGUCUGACAGCUCAGUACACAGAAGACAGUGAGUGGACACCGUUUGACCUCCUCUCCAAACUUGUGAAAGAGUGGGAGGCCUCGGCACUUCUUCCUGAGGAUGUGGCAAAAACCACCAAGCAAGUCGUCGUCAGGCCAGGAGUAGUAUUGGGCCGCGAUGGUGGUGCCAUGAAACAAAUGCUGCUGCCCUUCUGGCUCGGCCUCGGUGGCACCCUGGGGUCGGGAAAUCAGCCCUUCCCCUGGAUCCACGUCUCGGACUUGGCGGGAAUCAUCGCCCACGCCCUGGAGCCUCCUGCUGACACUUUUUCCCCUUCACCACAAGUGUUCAACGGAGUCGCACCUGCACUCAACACCAACUACGAGUUCACUAAAGAGCUGGGCCGGGUCAUGAGGAGGCCUACCAUAUUUCCUGUGCCCGGCUUUGUCGUUAACACCCUGUUGGGCGCUGAGAGGGGCAUGGUCCUCACACAGGGCCAGAAAGUCGUACCAGAGAGGACUCAGGAGUCCGGAUUUCAGUACAAGUACCCGGACUUGACCUCAGCACUGAAAGAGAUUGUUGGGAGUUAACAGAUGUCAGAAUAUUGUGUAACUCAGGACAAACCGGAAGACGUGAUUCAGAUCUGAGGACUGAAGAAGUGUUUCUCCCAUCAGUUUGUGAAUCGGCAGAUUUUUGUGUCGUGUUUGUUCAUACUGUACUUGAAAGUAAAUCUGAGACAGAUGUAAAUACAGGUGUGAUGGCGUCCUUACACACAUUCAGGGUACACUGAGAUCUGAUUGUUCAAGCUGAUUUGCUCAGCAUUAAGAGUUGGUCAGGGAGACAUCGAAGGACACAAAACUGCUUAUGACAAACAAAUGGAUUAAACAUUUUGAAGUCCAUAUCACAGUAGUCCUCCUCUCAUGCUGCACGCGAUACCACAGGUGUAUCUUUUUCCUGUUCAGCAGCAUUUGCUCUUUUCUAUGUGUGUCUAUAAAACAGGACAGUAAAAAAAUGUUCAGCAGGAUUUUCUACAGCCCAAGUCGAUGAUAAAAUAUCUUGUUCUGUCUGACCAACAGUCAAAAAA